Messenger RNA from Balaenoptera acutorostrata (minke whale), 3685 nucleotides. RefSeq names its product growth differentiation factor 6 (gene GDF6). NCBI's taxonomy places the organism in Eukaryota, Metazoa, Chordata, Mammalia, Artiodactyla, Balaenopteridae. Gene Ontology annotation, cellular component: extracellular region. The transcript is spliced from 2 exons. The record is from RefSeq and is a predicted model, not a curated record. Gene Ontology annotation, biological process: BMP signaling pathway; SMAD protein signal transduction. Bases 100 to 1485 code for a protein of 461 amino acids. Gene Ontology annotation, molecular function: growth factor activity; cytokine activity.
CGCACUCCGAGUCCGCCCGAGGAGCCGGGCCCCGGCCGCUGUCCAGCCGCUCCGCGCCCCUCGCGACCCGCGCCGCCGCCUCUCGGGGAGACGCUCGCCAUGGAUACCCCCAAGGUCCUGCUCUUGGCCGUCUUCCUCAUCAGCUUCCUGUGGGAUUUGCCCGGUUUCCAGCAAGCUUCCAUCUCAUCCUCCUCGUCGUCCGCCCAGCUGGGCUCCGCCAAGGGAAUGCGAAGCCGCAAGGAAGGGAAGAUGCCGCGGGUGUCGCGAGAGAGUGCCACGGCCCGGGCGCCCCUGGAGCGGCAGGACCCACAGCCGAGGCCGCAGGAGGAGCCCCGGCGGCGGCCGCCACAGCAGCCCGAGGCACAGGAGCCUCCGGGCAGGGGCCCGCGCGUGGUGCCGCACGAGUACAUGCUGUCAAUCUACAGGACUUACUCCAUCGCCGAGAAGCUGGGCAUCAAUGCCAGCUUCUUCCAGUCUUCCAAGUCGGCUAAUACGAUCACUAGCUUUGUAGACAGGGGACUAGACGAUCUCUCGCACACUCCUCUCCGGAGACAGAAGUAUUUGUUUGAUGUGUCCACGCUCUCAGACAAAGAAGAGCUGGUGGGCGCGGAGCUGCGGCUCUUUCGCCAGGCGCCCGCAGCGCCCUGGGGGCCGCCGGCCGGGCCGCUCCAAGUGCAGCUCUUCCCCUGCCUGUCGCCCCUGCUGCUGGACGCGCGGACCCUGGACCCGCAGGGGGCGCCCCGGGCCGGCUGGGAAGUCUUCGACGUGUGGCAGGGCCUGCGCCACCAACCCUGGGAGCAGCUGUGCUUGGAGCUGCGGGUCGCGUGGGGCGAGCCGGGAGCCGGCGAGGCCGAGGCGCGCGCGCCGGCCCUCCAGCAGCCACCGCCCCCGGACCUGCGGAGUCUGGGCUUCGGCCGGAGGGUGCGGACCCCCCAGGAGCGCGCCCUGCUCGUGGUGUUCACCCGAUCCCAGCGCAAGAACCUGUUCGCCGAGAUGCGCGAGCAGCUGGGCUCGGCCGAGGUUGCGGGCCCGGGCGCGGUCGCCGAGGGGUCGUGGCCGCCGCCGUCGGGCACCCCGGACGCCGGGUCUUGGCUGCCCUCGCCCGGCCGCCGGCGGCGGCGCACAGCCUUCGCCAGCCGCCACGGCAAGCGGCACGGCAAGAAGUCGAGGCUGCGCUGCAGCAAGAAGCCCCUGCACGUGAACUUCAAGGAGCUGGGCUGGGACGACUGGAUUAUCGCGCCCCUGGAGUACGAGGCCUACCACUGCGAAGGCGUGUGCGACUUCCCGUUGCGCUCGCACCUGGAGCCCACCAACCACGCCAUCAUCCAGACACUGAUGAACUCCAUGGACCCCGGCUCUACCCCGCCCAGCUGCUGCGUGCCCACCAAACUGACUCCCAUCAGCAUCCUGUACAUCGACGCGGGCAAUAACGUGGUCUACAAGCAGUACGAGGACAUGGUGGUGGAGUCCUGCGGCUGCAGGUAGCGGCGCCUUCCCUGCCGCCUUGGCCCGGGACCGCUGGGGAGGCCUGGCUGCAGAGAGGCGGAGGAAGAGCUGGCCUUGGACGAGGCAGAAAGUGGGGCAACAGCCUGGGCUUUCAGCCGGGUGGGAGACCAGGGAGUUCCGCCUUUCUGGAACCUUCCACCUGCCGGCCCAGAGGGAGAGACGGAUUUUCACACCUUGCCCGGCCACCCUGGAAAAACAAGCCAAGGAGGAUUUCUUUAGUUUUUGUCUUUAUUAUUGUGGCUUUGGAUUUCCUUGUGUGUCUCACAGGUUUUGAUGGGAGGUGGGGGCAGGGGAGACAUACCUGGUUCUCAGCUGCUCCAAGGAUUGAAAAAUUAAUAGUUUAAGAAGGGAAACUGGGGGGAAGAAUCACCUUUGACCACAUCUCGGUCUGAUUGUUUGCUACCUGUGUAAAGAAGGUGGGGUCUUUCUGGCCAUGUUGUAGCCUGUGCCUUGUCCCCUCGCCCUUGCCCGCAACAGAAAGUGUUAAGGUAGAGAAAUAGGAAAGCCAGGAGGGGUCCUGCCUUUAGAAGAGCUUUGCAAGAGGUGGGCCCAAACGGGCCUUUUCCCGCUUGAUUGUAUACCCAGCUCUGCCCUGGCCUCUGCCCGUAUAGGGAAGUGGCAACCUGCAUCUCACUCCAGGGGGCUCAGGUCACUGCCAUUACUAUUGCUUUUUCUGGGGGAAAAGGGAGCUGGUAUGGAUGGAAUGACAAGAAUGAGUCCAAGUGGAACCCCCUAAAGGAUAAUGAGAAACCACAAGGCUGCCUCUGAGGGGCUGACAUAGAGGUGCCUUAGCCCAGGCUGUAGGUCACCUAUGGAAAAGCCCUUCCUCAAGUCUGUUUCUCAUUGAUUUCUUUGAACAGAAUUUGCCAGAAUUCAGACAUCCCCUUUGAAGGGGAAGGUGAUUUCCCAUUUAAGCAAAAAAUGGGUAGGGCUGGGGAACUGUAGAACUAAGGUAAGAGUUGCAGAGGAUGGGAAAGUGAGCCAAGAAAAGGGAGGGUGAAGUCAGGAGGGUAGGUGGUUCCCCACCUCCCUCACCAAGGAUGGGGAUAGAGGGACAGGCCAGGAACAAGGAGGAGAGGGAUGAAAGGAGACACAAACCCUUGUCUCCGAAGUUUCUUUAGAAUCUCUGUUCCCUCCCUUCUCUCUGACAUUCCUGAAAGAUUACCAGCCAGCAAUAGCCCAGGGCUCCCCCAAAAGAAUUGUUUCAGAUUGUAAUUACCAGUUAGGCAAUGUUUUUAAAACUUAGUAAUGAGAAACUGUGAAAAGAGCAAAGUGUUACAUUGAGCUUGAGGUGGGAGACGACUGGGACCAAUGGUGAGGAAGGAGGCAGGGAUGGAAUUCAUCUUCCGGAAGCAGGAGAGAGCAGAGCACAAGUUAAAUACCCAUCCCCAGAUUGCCAAAAACAUGAACUUUCCCCCAGCCUGCACCAGUAUUAUUUUCAAACAUUGCCCGUAAGUAAGUAGGCCCUUUGAAGAGUCAGCUUCCUUCUCAUCUUUGACCAUGAAAUGGUUUAAACAAGGGAACUUGUACCAACCAUUACAAAAAGUUUUUGUUUUUCCUAAGUGGUUUUGCUCUCUCUUGAUCUAAACCUGUUGCUUGUUUGGUUCAGAGAACUACAAACUGUCCAAGAAAGGGUGAGACUGAUAAUAAAUGCUAAUAUAAAAUGCUAAGUGAAAAAAAAAAAAGACUUGGCCCGGAGAAAUAAUUUAAAAUGCACAUUUGCUUUGGAUGCACUGUUGUUCUGUUAAGGCUGUAUAUAUUUGUUUAUUUAAGGUGACUGAAAGUGCAAAGAGGAAAUGGACAGCAUGCAAUUCAUCUUAAUGUACAAGACGUUAUAUGCACUCAAAUGUUAUAAUUUCUAAUAUUUUUAAAGUUUAUAUUCGAGUUGUACAAAGUUAAGCAUUCAUCAGAUAUUUCAUUCUUUCAUAAUGUUAUCAUUUUCUUAAAUAUUAUUACAAAAUUUUAAGUCUGUCUAAUGGAGAGUUUUUUUUUUAACUGUCUACCUCACUAUAAUACAAGUAUUUACCACAUGAAAGUUACCAGAGGUCAAUUAAUAUUCAAAACAUUUUUUACAGUACACUUUUCCUGGAUGAUACUCAGUCUAAUACUGUAUUAUUAAAUUCAUUUCCCCCCUUAAUAAAUCAGCCUGGUUUAUAUGGAUCUAUUUAGAAAAAUCAUU